AUGCCUCCACGUGGAAAUGCAACUUUUCUUCUCUCAUCUAUCGUGUUCUUGUUAUGGAAAAUUUGUUAUGGAGGGAAGAUUUUGGUCGUUCCUUUCGAAGGAAGCCACUGGGUGAACAUGGACAUCAUAAUCAAAGCUCUACACUCUCGAGGACACUCCGUUGAUGUGAUACGAACAAGUAUGAGCUGGUCCAUCCAGGACAACUCUCUGUACUACAAGACAAUCACAGUUCCUGUCACUGAAUCCUUUAAUCAUGAUUUCAUUAACCCAAUUGUGAAAAAGGUCAUUGAUAUAGAAAGCAGAGAGAGCUCAGUUUUGAGCUUUACCAGUAUGCAGAUUGAGAUGCUUACUGCGAUGUCUAACAUGCAUCGAAUAAUGUGUAAAAUGGCUACUGACUUGUUUAAAGACAAAGACCUAAUGGACAGUUUAAAGGAGAGUAAGUAUGACCUAGUCCUCACUGACCCAGCAUUGGGUACAGGUAUAAUGUUGGCUCAUGCUCUUAAACUGCCUCUGGUCUAUAAUGUACGGUGGGUAACUAGCGGAGAGGGACAUAUGGCCAUUGCACCUUCUCCUUUAUCUUAUAUCCCGCUGACCGCCUCAAGACUGUCAGACAAAAUGACUUUCAUGCAAAGAAUCAAAAAUCUCAUUAUGUAUGUCAUUUGGCAAGCUCAGGAUCGAUUUUUAAUCAGCCCUCAGUAUCAAGUUAUUUGUGAUGAAUUCUUCAGCACAGAAGUCAGAUAUAGUGACUUAUUAAAGGGAGCAGAUUUGUGGCUCAUGAGA
Molecule: messenger RNA, 780 nt
Organism: Larimichthys crocea (large yellow croaker)
Lineage: Eukaryota; Metazoa; Chordata; Actinopteri; Sciaenidae
Product: UDP-glucuronosyltransferase 2B4-like
Exons: 1
Molecular function (GO): UDP-glycosyltransferase activity
Source: RefSeq, a predicted model, not a curated record